Molecule: messenger RNA, 11417 nt
Organism: Diabrotica virgifera virgifera (western corn rootworm)
Lineage: Eukaryota; Metazoa; Arthropoda; Insecta; Coleoptera; Chrysomelidae
Gene: SCAP
Product: sterol regulatory element-binding protein cleavage-activating protein
Exons: 12
Coding region: 529-4392 (1287 amino acids)
Biological process (GO): SREBP signaling pathway
Cellular component (GO): endoplasmic reticulum membrane; Golgi membrane
Molecular function (GO): sterol binding; protein binding
Source: RefSeq, a predicted model, not a curated record
GAAGACCCGCUCGCCGGUACUCACUUGAACAGGGCGUUGCCCGUUGUCCCUUGCCGGUAAUAAGUAUAGUAUUGUCGUUUUGUGAAGCUAUGAAGAUCUAGUAACCUGUAGUGAGUGCUCUAGGAAGAUUUUUUACCCAUGAUAAUGGAUUUGUAUGGUGAAAAUCGAGUACUUCGUAUGACGCAGUUCUAUAAGCCGGCAUUGUGUCUUUGUUCCUGUUUUAUGAUGUUCUGGUCCUGCUAUCUUCUAAAGCCCUAGUUGUUAGCCUUGGAUGGUUAAUAUCCCCUAUCGAAGUCCUGUAGAGAUGGUUUAAGUUCCAGUUCAAGUAUAUGUUCCUGUAUUCAAGUUGUACAUGUUGUCUCUCCUGCACCCCGUGUCAAGGACACCGAAGUCUCUUUGUCUGAUGAAGUUUCCCCCUUCCUCCCGUGUAGUUUUCGAAGCGUGAUGACAGGAUGUUUGUGUUUGGAAGAGUGAUUUAAAAAGUUUGUGUUCAGCACUGGAGUUAUGCCAGGAAACAUCACAUAGUAAAUGAUUCCUCGAGGGGACGAACCCCAUCUGAGGGGUAAAAAAGGAAAGUCUACAUUACAGGAGAAAGUUGCAGUUUUUUAUUAUACGUUAGGACUAUUUUGCAUCACAUAUCCAGUCUGUGUUCUAUGUUUCGCUAGUGUUAUUAUAAUUAUAUCAUGGCUACCCCUGGUAAAUGUUUCAUUCCCUGGGAAAGCUCCCCAAGUAUGGACCGCGGACUUCAACAACACAGAAGAAGUUCAACAGCCCUUUUGUUACGUUCAACAGAUAGUGCUGAGGGUUGCAGUAUUGCCGUGGAAAGCUGACCUUACGUUAGGGGAUGCUUUUCGGGCACCCAUUUACGAGGCUUUUAAAUUAUUAGAUGUUGUUAGGAAUUAUCAAGACCAAAAAAGUUUAAAAAAUUUGGGUCAUGUAUGUCUUCAUAUUGAAGCAAUUAAAAGAACAAACGAUAGAUCAAACAUUCUACCCCAAUACAAUUGUCUUGUACUAUCACCGGCGAAUCUCUGGGAUCAAGAUAUUCAACAGUUUUCUCAAGAUAGCUCCAUACUUAGUACCAUUUUUAACUAUCAUAGUUUUCAAAAAGGAAAAACAUCCGUUUCUGAUAUGGUUUUUGGCAUGCACCUAUUUGAUACAGGCAUCAAACGAUAUCCUAUGAGAAGUAGACCUCGGAUAAUACAAUAUGCACUUACAAUAUUUUUCAAAGAUUUUGAUUCAGAGUUUAUAGAAGGAUUAAGAGAUAAAUUAACGACGUUGUAUCCUUUGUACCAAAACGCAAGUUCGUCUUUCAACUACAAAUUAAAUGAUACUGUUUUAAUUAAAUAUCCAGGAGAAAUAAACUACGUAGAAGUAGUACCUUUAGUAAUCGCGUUCGGUUUACUGUUUCUGUAUUAUUACUUCUCUGUGCGAAAAAUUGAAAUAAUCAAAUCCAAACUGGGAAUGGCGUUUACUGCCACAUUCACAAUAUUUUGUAAUCUUACUAUGACUAUGGGAAUCUGUUUUUUCUUUGGUUUAACCCUAAACUCAGAUGGUGGAAAAGGAAUUAUACCUUAUUUAACUUUACUGGUUGGUUUAGAAAACGUUCUUGUACUUACCAAAAGCGUUGUAGCAACACCUUUACAUCUGGAUGUCAAAAUCAGAAACGCACAAGGAUUAAGUAAUGAGGGAUGGUCCAUAACUAAAAAUUUACUACUAGAAAUUACAGUCUUAACUUUUGGACUCUUCACUUUUAUUCCAGAAAUUCAGGAAUUUUCCAUUUUUUCAAUAGUUGCUCUUAUUACUGACUUCUUCUUGCAAAUGUUCUUUUUCUUAACAAUUCUCGGUUUAGACAUGAAUCGUAUGUCACACGCAAUAGAAAAGAUGAGUCAAAAACUUAGAAAUAAUCUAUAUCAGCAACAGAGUUUCUUUGAUAAACCUUUUACUGGCGUUAAGGGUAUGGUACGUUCAAAAUCACAUCCUAGACUUACAAACUUCCCAUCAAAUAUUGUAGUGGCUCCACAAGGUCCACAAGAAAAGAAAAUUCCCAAAAGAGUUAAAUUAGUCAAUAUUUGGGCUAGUACAAGAAUUUUUCAGAGAUCCUUCAUGCUUCUUAUGUUGAUGUACAUAUUUCUGAUUAUUUAUAAGAGUGAUAUAAUGAAUCAAUUCUUACGUAAAACAGUCGACAAACCAGUAGAGAAUAGUACAAUAAUGCAUUUUGAAAGUGUACCUACAGUAAAUAGAUACCCAAUAUCAACUCCUGAUUAUCCAGUUAGUAUCAACUAUGUAACAUAUAGUCCUCUAGAACAGUAUACCCAAAACCAAACGCAAGGCAUAGAAAAAUUAAAGCAUCCUGACUAUACUCCUUGGUUAAAGCUACCUUCAAGACAUUGGUCAGCCAUUCUUCGAAAGUACAACGUUUCCAUAAGUGGCCAAGUAAUCGCACUAUUACCAAAUAUUAAAUUAUCCCAUGUUGUUAGACCGGAACAAGCAGUGAUAUUAAGGAACCCAAAUGAAAAAUAUGGAGAUACAUUUCAAUGGCAAGCUUUAGCUGUUGCAUUGGAUCCAAUAGACUUUUCUGAUGAAACAGCGGGUCAUUCGAUUCCUCAGUCGGAUCAACCAUUUUACCCUACAUCCCCUAUGGAAAUAUUUUUAACAACAAUUCUCUGUUUCAUCAGCGUUGUAGUUUUGGCUUAUGGUGUUUUUGUCCUGUACCGAUGUAUAUGCUCGAGAAAUUACGCAGAAUGGCGAGCUUCUUGGUUUAAUGACAAAGUUGAAGAACAACAAGAAAAUCAAGUGUUACUGGAAGCUAUGCCGAUUGGAUUAGAAGUGCAUAGUCAAGAAAUUGAAUGUAUCGCUACUGAUGGUACUAAUAUUGUUAGCGCUUGCUUGGGAGGACAAAUCAAAGUUUUCGACAACAACACGACAGAAGUAAUAAGUCAGAUCGAUAGAAAAUCACUUUUCACUGACGCUAGGUCAUCAGAUCUGGCUUCUGAACUAGAUGAAACUCUCUCAGACUACGAAUCCGGUUCGCCUCCCUCACGAGAAGAUUCCUUUCCCAAACUCCUCAAUCGUAUAAAUACGGAUUUCUCUAAUACUACUGAUGACCAUUGGGAUCCAACAGAGUAUACUGAUUCCAAGUACAAUUUUAAUAAAUCGUAUCGACAUUUCUAUUAUAACCAUAAUUUCGGUACAAGGUUAAGAAAUAGAUAUGAAUCUUUGAAAGGGGAAACCGCUAAAAGACACAGCAUGGAAAACAUUGCGAAACGUAGAAGUUUAAAUAAUGGUGACGACGGGGAAGUUAGAACUAAAAGUAAUGUAACAUAUAGUAGAUCUAGUUCUGGAGGUGAUAGUAAAUCCAAUACUCCAUGCGAAAGUGGGGAGAGUAGUAACUUUUCUGGACUUAAAUGUAAGUUAUCACCUAUAUGGUGUAUGGACUAUUUGGACAACUUGAUCGUUAUUGGUUGUGCAGAUGGUAGACUUGAAUUUUGGGAAGCAUCUUCUGGAGACUUAAAGUGUAUCUUUGAAGAUGGUGUCGAAUCUGGUAUAAAUCAUCUCAAGAUAGUAGGUGCCAAAGUAAUUGCUGUAAGACUGUGCGGUUUAAUAGAACUGCUCCAGCUUCAAACCUACAAUCAAGGUAGGCCAAUAGACUGGAAUUUUACUUGUGCGUAUAGGAGAAUGCACGUGAGAACUGCUUCUGCUGGGUCUAUUUCUGAGCAGGACCUCAAAAAACCGGGAAAUAACGAAGACGAUUUGCGUGUUAUUAAAAUUCAUUCUUCAAAAGCCCAUCAGCAGCCUAUCACAUGCCUAGACUGCGAAGGAGGGAGAAUAUUGACUGGUAGUCAGGAUCACACGCUAAAGGUUCUUAGGUUAGAAGAUGGCAAUCCUGUGUACACAUUGCAUGGCCAUUGUGGACCAAUUACCUGUUUAUUUAUUGACAGAGUGAAUCCAGCGACUUCAGGUAGUGGUUCACAAGAUGGGAUGUUGUGUGUUUGGGAUUUAUUGACAGGGGCAUGUAUGUACAGCAUUCAAGCUCAUGAUGGAAGUAUAACUUCGUUGACAUACUCGGAGAGUUACGUAAUAUCUCUGGGUACAGACGAACGGCUUUGUGUAUGGGAACGUUUCCAAGGCCACUUGCUCAACACCAUUCAUGUUUCCCAGACAUUUUCCAGCCAAGUUUUGAUGUUAGCGCAACAUUUGGUAGUUACAGCGAGAAGCGGAGGUUUGAUCAUUUGGGAUGUUCGAACGGGCGAUUGUGUUAGGACGAUAACGUUAGGAAGGGGUCCGUUCGUCUUUAUAAAUCAACUAGUGUUACUGAGAGACGCAGUGUUGUGCGAUUAUGGAAAACAGUUAAUGAUCGUUAGAUUUCCAUUGAUGACACAUAAGUUUGAUUAAUCUAGAUAUAUUUUAUCUAAGAUGUAGAUUGCAGAAAUAUUACUUUUCAUCAAAGACUUUUAUAGUUUAUAAUUUUUAUAACUUUAGUUUAUAGUUUACUUUUAUAGUUCGUCCUAUUAGAGGUAAAACUCAGUUAUUAUUUUAUUUAUCGUAUGGCUCUUGACUCAUUUACAUAUAUUUUGUAUAAAACAUAAUACAUAAUAUGUUUACGAACAUCUAGCUUAUUUAUAUAGUCUAUCGACUCUGGAGUCGCCAUUAGGAAAUGCUCUGACCUACCAUGAUAUGAUAUUGUGGGACACUGUUCUGUGAUGUGACAGAUGGUUUGUGGUUGUCCACAGUCACAGAGUGGGGAUGGUCAUUUAUCACAUUCGUGCAUCAUGUAACCACAUCUGCCGUGUUGGGUUCUGAUUCGGUUCAGCAUACUCCAUAUGUUGCGUGGUAAGUCAAAACCUGGUGGUUUUUGUGCGACGCAGGGUAAGCUGCUAUUUUGUUAUUCCAUCCAUUUUCGAGUCCAUAUGGUCGUUAAAUUGAACUCAUUUUCCACAACAAUCUUUGCUGUUUUUAUUGGCGGUCGUCGGGAGCGUAGACGGUUACCGUUGGCAGUAUCUAUAUCUCGAUGGAUUUGCAGGCUCUCGUUGUCAACUACCUUUCUGUACUCACUAGUGAGUGUGUGUAUGCGUUGUAGUUUGGGUGGUGGAAUGUGGCUCAGGACUGGGAGCCAUUGCGUAGGGGUGGAUUUGAUAACGCUAGCAAUCAUUCUCAUUGUAUUGUUAAUUUGGGCAUCUACUUUUUGUAUAUGUGGGCUGUUAAGCCAGGUCGAAGAGCAGUAUUCCGCGGUUGAGAAGACAAGACCCAUGACAGAUGAUCGCAAGGUGGAAGCCGAUGCUCCCCAUGUUGUGCCACACAGCUUCUGGAUUAUGUUGUUUUUGGAUUUAAGUUUUUCCGCUGUUUUUGUCAGAUGUUCCUUGAAGGAUAAGGUUCUGCCAAGAGUCACCCCAAGUACUUUUGUUUUAUUGUAGGUGAGUGUGGUGUUUUCGAAUUGGAUAUUUAGUAUUCUUCCUGCAAGCUUUUUAUUUAGGUGGAAACUGGAAACCUCUGUUUUCGUAGCGUUUGGUUGGAGCCUCCAUUUACGGAAAUAUUUUCCCACUGUGUGUGAGGUGUGUGAAUUCCGCCGUGAGGAUUUCUUCUGUUUCUUCAAAUGACUUACACCUUGUUGCAAGGACCCAGUCAUCGGCGUAAUCAAACUUCCUUGAUCUGGUCGUAUAUGAGCGAUGUACAGGCUAAAAAGAAGAGGAGCCAGGACAGAUCUCUCGAGGCAGUCCAUUCUUCAGUUUUCUUGGGGUGCUGAUAUCAGUUCUCAUGACCACUUGAAUCGUUCGGUCGGCUAGCAUGUUAUCAGUUCUCAUGACCACUUGAAUCGUUCGGUCAGCUUGCAUGCUGUUGAUUAUUCGAGCGGUGGAUUUACAGGGGAUUGCAGUGAGGAGCUUGUAUACCAUGCCUUCUCUCCAGACUGUAUCGUAGGCCGCUGUUAGGUCUAUGAAUGCGGCUGCAGUUUUAAGUUUUCUCUGGAACCCUGCCUCAAUAAAUGUGGUAAGUGAAAGAACCUAAAUAAGUCGUUCUAAAAGCUUAAACGUCACCGAUAGUAGGGGUAUUGGUCUGUAGUUCUUAGGGUUGUUAUCAUUUGGUUUCCCUGGUUUUAAUAUGGCAAUGACCUUCGAGCGUUUGAGUUCCUGUGGUGUGGUACCGGUCUUCAUAAUGUCUGUGAAAAGUGGAUCAACCAUUCUUUCGCAUAUUUGCCGCCGUUAAUUAAAAAUUUGGGAUGAAUAUUGUCAAAACCUGGGGCUUUACAUCCUGAGAGCAAUAGUGACUUCUUGGGAAGUGAAAGGGCGGGAGUAUUUGAUGUCUGUAGACUGGAAUUUUAUAGUUUUGAGCUCUCGUUUUAAUGUUUUAAUUUUUGUUGUAAAACUUACUAACUACACUUUUCAGAAAGUAGAGUAAAAUCGAUUUAAAGGAACAAAUUGUUUUUUAAAUUCACCUGGAUUGUAAUUUUUUAAUGCAACUUUAAAGAGUAAAUAAAAACAGACAUUCUAUGCCAUGUUCCGUCACAUGAACUAUGAUUUGUUAAAUAUUAGAUUAAUUUUUAUACUUGAUGAGUUUUUCCAUGAACGCAAUAAUUGGAUAUUGUGAAGUUAAUGAAUUUGUCUCCAUAAAGUAUCAAGACUUUGGGAUUCAAAAUUAAAGAAAUGAGUAACAAAAAAUAUAGUACAGAAUGGUAAAAUUAAAACAGGUUAUCUAACCUAUAAGGGAAUUGAAACUGCGAAGCUACACAAUAAGUAAAAAAAAAUCUUGUGAAUUAACUUUUAAUUUCACUCGCCUUCUUUACUCUCGCUAUGAGAUAUUGAUAACUCUGGAACUCGAUCUCCGUGUAUGUUUACUAACUUAUUAUUUGAAAGAUCACUAAGUACCGAUUCGGCGCUCCAGAUUGUAAAGAAAAAGUCACUAAGUACAAUAAUAAAUUUUUUAAUGAGUUUUACCUUGAAGCCGAUAUUCACAAUAAUGCGCUUAGUGAGUUGUACCAUAAAUUAUCUCAGCAAUUAGACUUUAGGCACUUGGUGACUUUUCAAAGGGUGGAUACCGUGUUGAGUACAAAUUGAUGAAAAUGUCAAAAUCUCAAAAAAGUGAUCUUAGUGAGUUUUACCUCUAAUAGGACAAGUUACGAAUGGAAAAAAUCAUUUAAAUAUUUAAUUCAAUUUGUGUUAAUAGUAAUUUCUAUUUAUCACAAGUUUUUCAAUAUAUUAAUGUAUUUAUUAAGUAUUACACAACUGUAAUAAUGUGUUCUACAAAAAUCCUCUGUCAUAUAACUAAUAUGUGUAGAAUUACAUUAUCUUCGUCUUUAAAGUUAUGGUGGUUAUUAUCAUAAUCCCCACAAUAGUAAAAAAUUGAGAUAUUAAUUUUACAAAAUUAAAUUCUAUUUCUGCAAUCGUGUAAUUUUUGUAGUUUUCGCUGCGCACCCUUGUACAUAAAUAUAUUCAGUUGCACAGGGCUAGAUGUUGAGUUUUUUAAAAGCAACUGAAUUUAUUCGUCGCAACAAUUUAUAUUUUUUUAUAAAUCAACUUUAGUAUGUGCCUUAUACAUUUUCGAUAAUUGUUUUUAUUACUGAUCUUUUGUCAAACCGUAGUUGUUUUUUAAUUUAUUAAAUUGUUUUAUAAAUUAUUUAUUAAAAUUGUCGCUAAAACAGCAAGAUUUGUAGUUUUAAUAAAACUCUUUAAAUUUCAUUAUCGGGAAAAAAAGAAAAAUAAAUAACAGUAUGUGUAUUAACAUAUUUCUAAUAAUUUAAUUUUUACCAUAAUUCAUGUAGGACAAAUGUGAUAUAGAGCAGUGCUGAUCUGUUUUGAGAGUCCUUUGGAAAUAAAAUAACUAAUUGAAUUUUCUAUAAGAUGCGACUGGUUAAAAAACAUUUAAUUUAUUACCCUUGCUGCAAUAUGGCAAUAUAUACAAAAAAGGAGGGAAAUAAAGCCUUUUUAUUCAAAGUUCUUCAACCACUUAGGUUGCACUAAAGACCUUCAUAAUUCGCCUAAAAUAAUUUUAUAAUAUAUUAAAACAAUCCACCAAAUUUUAUUAAAAUCGAUUAAAGAUAUUGCGUAAUGAUUUUGGGAUCUAUUUUUUUUUAAAUACUUUGGGCUUUUUGUUUUGAGCCUUAUUUAGUUUUCAAGUUUUCCUGGAACGUUGUUUUUUGCCGUCUUUUCGUUUUGUUUUUUGUUAAGUUUUUAUUAUUUUCUUCCCAUUAGUGUCUUUUUGAAUCUUCUUAUUAGUUUUAUUAGUAUCAUUUUCAUUUUCUGAUUUAGUACCGGUAUUCUUUAAAACUAUUUUACUAAUAUUCUUCUUCCGUUUUCUUAUUUUUUGAUUCUUCUCGAUAUUGAAUUGAGUUUUUUUAGCUUUCUUUUUGGUAUUAAAUUACAAAGGACCCCGCAGAAACCUUAUGGGAAAUGGCUCUCUGUCAAAUGCUCUGAAUCUUUGGGUUAUGGUAGUCCUUGAUGUGGAGAAUAAAAUACUCAAUGGGCGCGUUGCUCCAAAAAAUCAUGGUUUUAAGAUAUAAGUCUCUGAAGUUAUAGGUACCGUGAGGACGUUUGAGUUGGAAUAAAUUCAUUUUCUCGAGAAUGAGUGACUCUGGAGAUAAAUUACGGAGCAGGUCGAUUUUUAUUUUUAAAUUAAAAUUUUUUGGCAUAUAUAUCAUACUAGUGACGUCAUCCAUCUGGGCGUGAUGACGCAAUCGAUGAUUUUUUUAAAUAAGAAUGGGGCUCGUAUGAUAGCUCAUUUGAAAGGUUAUUCAAUUCUCUAUUAAGUAAUGUGAACAUUAACAUAAUUAUUUAUACAGGGUGCCCAAAAUUUUUUUGAAUUAAAUUAAUUGAGACAAAAAGAAGAAUGUAUAUAAUUUAUUUAAUUCGAAAUACAUUUUAAUGUUGUCCGAAAACAGGGAAAAAUGUUUAUUUCAUAAAUAAAUAUUGUUUUUCGCUUAAAUUCAAUAUUAAAGCUGCCACCCACCUGCCUCUUAGCAGUUUGAACAUUUAAUUUAAGCGAAAAGCAAUGUUUAUUUUUCAAAUUAACAUUUUUUUCUGUUUUCUGACAGCAGUAAAAUGUAUUUUGAAUUAAAUAAAUUAUAUACAUUCUUCUUUUUGUCUCAAUUAAUUUAAUUCAAAAAAUUUUUUUGUCACCCUGCAUAAAUAAUUAUGUUAAUAUUUAUAUUAGUUUGUAUAACCUUUCAAAUGAGCUGUCACACGACCCCUAUUCUUAUUUAAAAAAUCAUCGAUUGCGUCAUCACGCUCAGAUGGAUGACGUCACUAGUAUGAUAUAUAUGUCAAAAAAUUAUAAUUUAAAAAUAAAAAUCGACCUGAUUCGUAAUUUAUGUCCAGAGUCGCAGAUUCUCGAGAAAAUGAAUUUAUUCCAACUCAACCGUCCUCACUGUGCCUAUAACUUCAGAGGCUUAUAUCUUAAAACCAUGAUUUUUUAGAGCUACGCUCCAAUUGAGUCUAUUGUUCUACACAUCCAGGAGCCAUUUUCCAUAAGGUUUCUGCGGGGUCCUUUAGCCAAAAAGUUUAAAAUGUCUACGUCUAUACAAAUCAAUAAACUUCAAAUUUGCUGCUGCAAAUACUAUAGAGGGAGACAUGAACCACUGAGCAUAUCGCUCACACCCGCCAUGGGCCAACUCUCCCGCACACACUUUUUGGACAUUAAAUUUUACUCGCAGACAAAAAAUCAAUGUUAGAAACACUUAGCUCACGUCCAACGACAAUAAUCAGGCAAUACAAUAGUAAUAACCCACAAUGCGUACCUCUAAACGCGGCCACAAUCUCAAAACUGCAAAAAGUAAUAAAAUUUACUCUGCCGUAACAAAAACGCCUUUCUGAACCUAAUAGCCAAAUGAACUUCUUCUUCAAGUGCCAUCUCUGCGACGGAGGUCGGCAAUCAUCAUAGCUAUUCGGACAUUGGAGACGGCUGCUCUGAAAAGUUCAUUUGAUGUACAUCCGUAACAUUCUCUCAGGUUGCGCAACCACGAUAUUCUGCGUCUCCCUAUGCUUCUCUUUCCUAGAAUAUUUCCCUGCAUAUUGAGUUGGAGCAAGCUGUAUCUCUCACCAUGUGUAAUAUGUCAGAGAUAUUCCAAUUUUCUGGUUUUGAUUGUAUUUAAGACUUCCAUUUCUUUAUUCAUCUUUCUCAGAACCUCUUUGUUUGUGACGUGUUCUGUCCAUGAUAUUUUCAGAAUUCUUCUAUAUACCCACAACUCGAAUGAUUCCAGUUUUUUCAUUGAUGCCGCAUUCAAGGUCCAAGCUUUGAUUCCGUAAAACAGAGUCGAGAAAACGUAGCACCUAGCCAACCUUACACCUAGCUCUAACUUUAGAUCUCUUGUGUCUCAUUUUGUUAAAAUUCGCUCUAGUCUUUUCUAUUCUGAUUUUAAUCUCCUGGAAGUAAUCAUUUGUGGAGUUGCUCAUUGUUCCAAGGUCAUAUUGGUCUAUUCGUUCGACAUUGGUUCCGUUUAUGAGGAGAUUCUCGUUAUGUCUUUGAGUUUAGAUAUUCUCAUAAAUUGUGGCUUCUUAAUGUUCAUUGUUAGACCGUAUUCUUGGCAAUAUAUCGCUAUUCUGUUCACCAGUCUCUGAAUAUCUUCAAUAUUUUCGGCUAAACCGAUAGUGUUAUCCGCAUAUCUAAUGUUGUUAAUGUUUUUAGGAUCUCUUUCGAGUAGGCAUUAAAGAGAACUGGCGACAAUAUGCAUCCCUGUCUCACCCCACGUCUAAUUUCAAUGAACAGGCCAUUGUAAAAAAGGGCAGCAUGCUUGUUAUUGGCAUCCCUCGUGCUAUCAAAGACCAUCUUGUUUGGUUAGAGCGAAAUUUAAGUUGAAUUUUAAAAGAUAGUUCAACUCUGCCACCUGGUCAAGUCUCUCGGACUCCUACAUUUUUCUCCUAUGUUGUAGACUUUUUUUAGAAAAACUUACCAAACUUGUACCUUUUAUCGCUUUUAAUACAAAUAUAUUAUUAUUUGAAAAGUCUCUAAUUAUUUAAAUAAUAUUUUUUUUUAAACAAAUUAAUUUUUUUUGUCACAGGGCGUAAUUCUUCUGCGAUGUUCGUCAUCUCGGUCCCUACGGACAGGUACUUUGUUUUUUGAUAUAUUAAUUUCGAACCUUCAGUUUCUACAUUACUCUUGAAGUUUCCUUAUAUAUUCCAGAUCAUAUAUUCCUUGCCAUAUAGUUCUCAGCAAACUGCAAAGUAUAUAAACACAUCCUUAAGAUCUUCACCCAUACCUACCCAAUAUACCAUUUACGUUCAAUUACUUCAAUACCGUCACAGAAUAUAGCUUAACGAGGUUGGCGAAAUACAGCAUCUUUAAAGGAGCUUUAUUCAUCUUCAUAAGGAUUUAAAUUUCUAUUAUCAUAUAAUUUAUUAUAGAACAAAUUUUGCUGUUUUCAAGUAAAAAUCAAGAAUUGAGGUUACAGUUAUGGUAACUAUUUUUGUAAUUGUUAAUAAAGUUUUUAUAAUAAA